This is a messenger RNA of Rosa chinensis, 1585 nucleotides long. RefSeq names its product hsp70 nucleotide exchange factor FES1. NCBI's taxonomy places the organism in Eukaryota, Viridiplantae, Streptophyta, Magnoliopsida, Rosales, Rosaceae. The transcript is spliced from 6 exons. The record is from RefSeq and is a predicted model, not a curated record. The coding region runs from base 39 to 1211 and encodes 390 amino acids.
UCUCCUUCCAGAGUCCACUGAAGAAGAAGAAGAAGAAGAUGGAGCUUCGGAGUUCAUGGAUGGUAGCGUUAACGUUGACGGCGGUGAUGGUUACGGCCGUUACGGCAGACCGGAGUAAUAACAAGUCGGGAGGUUUAUACUGGUCAACGGCGGAAGAGGAGGCUCAGGCUCAGCUUCAGCCUAGGGUUGACGAUUCCGCCGUGGACGCCGACUUCGACGCCGACGGAGGCUUCUCCUCGCUCGAUUCGAUGUUGCAGUGGGCGUUGGGUCACUCGGAUCCCGAUCAAUUGAAAGAAGCGGCGAAAGAGGUGCAGGGAUUGAACCCUUCCGACCUGAACAAGCGGCGGCUCGAGAUAAAGCAGCUCAUGGAGGAGCUCAAAACGCCGUCGGAUGCUCAGCUGAUGAAGGUGGCGAUACUCGACCUGAAGAACUCGUCGUUGUCGCUCGAAGAUCGGCACCGGGCUAUGGAGGAGCUGCUGGAGCUUGUUGAGCCGAUUGACAAUGCAAAUGAUUUGAACAAGCUUGGAGGACUUGCUGUGGUGAUAGGAGAGCUUGAUCAGUCUGAUUCAGAGACGAGGAAAAUGGCUGCAUGGAUUAUUGGGAAGGCUAGUCAGAACAAUCCACUUGUGCAGAAGCAGGUUUUGGAACUUGGGGCACUGUCAAAGCUAAUGAAGAUGGUAAAAUCGAGCUUUGUGGAAGAAGCCAUUAAGGCAAUUUAUGCUGUUUCAGCCUUGCUGAGGAAUAAUAUAGCUGGUCAGGAAAUGUUCUAUGAGGAAUCUGGUGAAAAACUGCUUCAGGACAUUGUGAGUGAUUCGAGCAUUGGUAACAGACUGCGCAUAAGAGCUGUGGUUCUUCUGGGAGAUCUUGCAGAGUUUCAAUUAGGAAAUACAGAUAAGGACGAGCGGCCCUUUUUCAGUAAUCGCAUUUUCUUGAAGUCUGUUGUUGAUCUAACAUCAGCUGCUGAUCUUCACCUACAGGAAAAGGCCCUCAUUGCAAUUAAGAGUCUUCUGCGACUCAAGACAACUGAAGCUCUGGUGUUUAAGGACUUUUGUGGGUUGGAUGCUGCAUUGGAGAGAAUGAGGCAGCAGCUGCAGGACUUAAUGGUAGAGGAAUACCACAGAGAUUAUGCAAUGGAUGUAGAAAGCCUCCGCAGUGAAGUGCAGCUGAUUUUCCAAAGAAAGCUGGAAAAGGUAACACGGAUGACUGCAUGAUGUGAAUGCAAUCCACUCGAUGAAGAGCACCUAACACACAACUGCAAAGAUUCACUACUGCUCAAUCACAGCCAUUACUUAUCGGCACAAAGCUGGACUGCGAUAGUUGGUGUGGUUUAGGUACUGUCAUAGUUAGUUAGAUUACUUGGCUGAUAUGUCAGUAACGAAGAUGUAGAAGUAUCAAAUGUAUUAGUCAGCAAACAAUAGAAUACUUUUGUUUGGUUUUGCUUGACUUAGAUGCAUCUGGUGCUCUUGUAAUUAUGUCAUGCUGCUGUCCAUGGAUCUGUACAUGGCAAACAUUUUGAUAUGAUCUCCCUUGUGGGUAAGAUACCAAUUUGCUUGUAGUCAUGGUUUGAUCCAUGAAACUUCCCUAU